CGCAGCUAUCUAUGUGCCGGUUAUACCUAAACGUACCAGAAUCUGAAUAUUAGUGUUUACUCGCACUGGGUUCUGGAUGCAUGACUCUACGUGAUCUAUCCAAUAAUAAUAUUAUAUUGUAUUACAGUACUUAUAAAUAUCAUAUGUUAUUAUAUAUUUUUCAACGGAUUUUACACUUCAACAAUAACAGCUACCGUAUGUGUGAACAAAUAUUGAUGAGCUUGUGUCCACAUGAUUCAAAUGGUACGUAAUUGCAUACCUAGUUAUAAUAUUAAUUAAAAUUUUAAAAAAACGGGUUUACCUACACUUAUUUUUUAAUAUAUAAUAUUUUAAAUUUACGCAACUUUAAUACCUACAUAUUAUAUUUAUAUAUAUAUAGUAUAGUGAAACGCAAUUGGCAGCAUAUUAUAAGCUUAAUAAUUAAAAUAUGAAAUCGAUAAAAAAUUAAAUUCAAUAUAUAUAUUAUGUAUUUUGUAUUUAUAAUGUUCCUAACUUUUUAUUACUACAAAAAAUAAAAAUAAAUUGCAGUUUCGCUGUUAGACCCACCUCUGGAAACGGGCUCGUAAACACAUAAUAUAAGUAGGGUUAUCAUCAGAAAUAGCAUUUUGAAAGUUAAUUCGUUUUAUGUGAUAUAUUCAUUAUGUUAUAUUGAAAUAAAUUACAUUCAAUUGUAUGCAUUUUUCAUUGGUUCAAAAUAAGUAGCUAACACAUACCUUCACGUAUUAUAAGUAAAAACCACAGAUAGAGUGAAAAUAAAUUUCAUUGAAUAUAUUUAUAAAACAUGAUAAAUGUUAGGUACCUAACAUUUUGAAAGUAUAAUACAUAAUAUUAUGCACAUGUAUAAUAUUUAUUUAUUGAAACCAAUUUUCCAUGAUUUAUUUCAUGUAAGGAAUUUGCCUACACAAAACGCCUCUUUAAAAUUCUAUUUUAUGAAAAUAGUUUUGAUUCAUAACUAUUUUAACUUAUAACAUUUUACUAUUAUUAAGAUUAAAGUACUUUUUUUGUUCACGGUUUUUAUUUGUAAUUAAAAUACAAACAAUAAUUUAUAAGCAUUUAAAAAUUAUGUAGGUAAAUAUAAUUUUAUUGUUUAAUGUAUUUUUUAUGCUUUCUAUUUUAUAUCACUAUAUCAGAAUAUUAAAAUAAAGUAGGAAUAAUUAUUACAAAACGAGUCUGAAUAAUAAAUGUAAUAAUACUUCGAACGAAAGUAAUAUUAUAAAAAUAAAAAUCUGUUUAUUUGUUUAUAGCGAAAGAAAAUAUUAUGUAUGGUUAUUUUUUUUUAUCGCUAUUUUUGUGUAAUAAACAGUAAAUAAUAAUUAUUAUAUUGUUAUGUUUAGACACUUACAUAUAACUUAUAUAGGUACCUACCGAUAAGACAAUUCUUUUUGCCUGACAAAUAAGUAUGUUUAAUAAAUGAAUGUAAUACUAUUCGAAACAAGAACUUUUUACUAUAUUCAUCUUGUACCUUGUAAAAAUUAAAGUCUGGAAUUAAAUAGUUUAGAUUUCCCCCUCCCAUACCCUAUUAUGGAAUUGGAUACGUAACAUGAACGUUUAUACAUUAAUUUUUCAAGAGAAUAUAUUCGUAUUUAAAAUAUAUAAUAUGUGUUAGAAUUAACUAGUAUUAUAAUUAUUUAAUUAUUUAAUUAUAAUAUAUAAUUAUUGUGAUUAUAAAAUAUAAAGUAUUUAUUCUAAUAACUACAAUAAGUUUUGUAAUAUUCAAAAUAUUUGAUUACUUAUGAAUGAAACGACAAAAUUAUUUUUUUUUUUAAAACAAGAGUAGGUAUACCUAUCUUAAAAACUUCACAAAAAUAUACUUAAACUUGUAGCUACUGAAAAUAUAAAUAAUAUUAUGCUGAGAAUUGUUUAUCAAACACCACGAAUCGUGAUUUAUCGCUGUUUUCAAUAUUAAAAAAAAAAAAACCAAACAUCAUGGCACUCAUUAGUCAUUUUAAUGUUCUAUAAUUUAUCUAUUGUAUAGUAGUUUUGUAAAAAAACUGCCAUUAGUUCGAAAAGAAAAAAAAAACUCGUGUUUAAAAAUAUAAUUUUGAUUUUUGAUUGAAAUAUGUUUAUUUUUUCUAAAUUUAAUUGAAUAUUCAUUUAUUGAAACUUGAUAGGUACGUAGUAGGUAACUACUUUAUAGUUUAUAUAGUUCAAACAAUAUGUAUAUAAAUCAAUUUGAACAAUUGAAGUUUACAACAUACAUAAAAUGUAUGUUUUACGUUAAUUACAAAACAGAAAAUUUGCUCGUGAAUUCUAUAUUUUAGUCUUUAGGCUAAAUUAUAAGUUACUUAUUUUAUUGUAUUUUUAAAUAUUGAUUAUUAUCGUGUCUGUGCGUUUAAGUAGGUUUAAACGUUUAUGAAACAAAUUUUUUCCUUAUAUAAUUAUUAUAAUAAUAUUAGUAGUACGUACGACAUAAAAACGGGAUUUAAAAAAAAAAAUUAAGUUUUCUUGCGGAAGUGCCAAAUUUUAUCAGAUAAACAAAUUCUAACUUAGAUGAAUAUUGAUGAUCAAGUAUUUUAGAUUUAAGUUCCACGAACAGAGUUCAAUAAUUUGUGUAGGUUGUUAAGCCACAGAAUGUACUUGUUUUCCGUGGACACGCCGCGGCGCGCGCGCCGUACAUCGUCAUUAAUAAUAAUACGAUUUUAUAAAAUUAAUUUGAGAUGACGAAAGUAUUAAUAAGGUGGUAUAUAGGGUUGUGGAAAAAUAAUGUACUUAUACGCCUAAGUAUAUUCUAUAUUUAUAUACUUAUAGAUAUUGUGAAAUCUUAAUAAAAUAAAUGGCCAUUUAAUUACUACUAAUUUUAAAUUAUGAAAAAACAGGUUUUAAAGGUAAACUACAACACUAUAUUAUUAUAAUAGACAAUUAUUAUUAUGUACGUUUGUGUUUUCAUUAGAUAUUCAAAUGUAAAAGAAGUGUUUGACCCUAAAAUUACGUUUUUAUUUAAUUUUCUCUAUUAUACCACCGUUAAAAUAUUUUUUCUCCCUCCGUCUCCUUCAAAAAAAAAAAAAUGUUAAAAACAGUUUUCAAUUAUUUAGAGUCCAUGUUAUAACAAUCAAGUUUUAUUUUUCAUGUUAGGUUUUAAUUUUAUUACUACAAUAAAAUUACUUUAAUAUAGAUUUCAAUUUUUAGAUUUUUUAUAUCCAAGGUGUAAUUCAAAGAAUUAAGUAUUAUGCCAAACAAAUUGUAAUAUUCCUAUUCAAAAAAAGUGUAGACCAAAAAAAAACUAAUACUGUUGGUAUGUUUAGUGUAGGAGCAAUUUAACAUUAAAAUAAUAAUAAUUUAUACAGAAAAAAAAAUAAAAAAAUGAAAAGUAUACUUUAUGUAAAAAAACAUACUAUUAAAAAAACUGUUUUUUUUUUUUUUAAUAAAUUCAUAAAUAUAAACUAAUCUAUAAGUUUUAUUAUUGAAAAUCUAGUUAAAAAAAAAAAAAAAAGCAGUCAAACAACAUAAUAGUAAUAAAAUGUAUACUAAUAUGAUAGUUGGUAUAAUACUGUUAUAAUUGUAUCGUAUUCACUGUUCAAGGACUGUCUAAUUUAGGUCUACAUUAUAAUUUAAUUGAGGAGGUUUGAAAAUGAAUAAAAUAUAACUGCAUUUACAUACCUAUGUGUUUUAUUUUUAAUAACAAAUCAUUUAUAGUACCUACUUAAUAAUUUAGAUUUUAGACGAUCUAUAUAUAUAAUCACUAAACACUGGUCAAACACUAUUCGUUUCUGUAUAAUGUUAUGUAUAUACAUACAUAUACAUAAUUUUUAAAACCAAAAUCUAAAAGGAAUUAUAAAAAUGUAUUUAUUUAAAUCUAAAAUUAUAUGUUUAUCUGUUAACAUUAAUUUUCUUAAUGAGCUACCUAUUUGAAUUUUAUUAUGUAUUAGAUACUCUGUACUAAAUAAAUGAAAUACAAAGUACAUACACCGUAAAGUAACCAUAUAUUAUAAACAAAAAACGAUUAUGAUAUAACUAUUAAAAAAUACGACCAUGACGGGGUAGGCCGUAAGCAUGACGUCUCAGCUGUACUCUGUACUUAAUUAUUUUUAACAUAUAAUAUAAAAGUAUUUUUAGGCCACCACCACCACCGUGAAUCUUAAAUCUUGUGGUAGCAGUUGCUACCUCAAAACCCUUUAGUGUUUGUGGGAAAGCAAAGCAAAGGUAGUUCUUUCACAGAUCGUAGUUUCAAGAUAAAAAUUAAAGAAGAUACUACCUAAACCAAAACUUUGCUAAAUUUGAAAGUUUGAAAUCAACAGUGAUUAAUUAUGUGAUUCAAAAAUCAAUUAAAAUAAUACAUUUUGUUUUUAUAUUACUUCAACUUGUAUUUCAAAUCGACAUCAAAUAGAUAUAAGAUCAUAUUGUGUAUAAUAUAAUUUAUGGUGGGUAAUUUCUUCGUGUGAUAAUGCUAAUGGUUGUGCUAUUGCUAUAGGUGGGAAAGUAGAUCCAUGCAAUUUUAUAAUUCAAUCAAUAAAAAUAUAUAAAGAUAAAUCAAUGUUAAUUAAAUACGAUUUUGAACUAAGUUCGGUCAAACAUGUUUUGAAAUUCCAUGACUUUUACCAUUUUCGUCAAAAUAUAAAAAAAAUAAAAGCUUGUUGAAAAAUUACAACAUUACGCUUAACUACGCUUUUUAAACCAUUAAGAAUAACUUACAAUUCAUAAUAAACCUUAUGUUAAAUUAUUUUCAAUCUUUUUGUCUUGGCUCAAAAAUUAUAUUGACAUGAAUUGAAAAAUAAUAGGUUCACGAAAUGCCGCGUUAUUUUUAAGAUUUUUGUCAAAUUUCGAACUUUAAACACACAUAAAAAAAAAACUAGUACAUUACGCUCAACCUAUUUUUUAUUUGACUAUGAAGUACAAAUUAUAGUGAAUCUCUAGUUAAAUGUUCAAACAUUUUUGCUUGGUCAAAAAAGUUUAAUUAACAUAAAACUAAUUACGGGAAUUAAACUUCCCCCCAUUUUAUUCAGACUUAUUGCCUAUUCGGAUUUAGGACUGUCAGGUACAAAUUAUUGCUAUUGGUAGGUUAAAAAUAUUGACUUUGGUCGUUGUUACGCAAUUAAAAGUUUUAAUCAUCUCGCUUUGGAUUAUUACCAACUCAGUUUUUGUCUAUUAAAUAAUUCAGCUGCAUCUUUAAUAUGAUUAUGAUCAUUUGCACGGUCUAUAAUAAUUUCGUUUUUAUCAUUUUGUUUAAUAUAUGUAUAAUAUGACUUGGACAUUUUAUUACAGUAAUUUUUCCAACAUUGUACAUCAAAUGUUUUGUAUUAACUUUAUUUUGUAUCCAUUUAUAGAAAAAAGUUAUAUUUUUUUUUCACUUAUUAAAAUCACGGAUUUCAUUUUAUCAAUACGAUUUAAAAUCAUGCCAACGUUUAAUACUAUCGUACACGUGCAAUGUUUUAAUAAUACGAACUGCGACUAAACAGACGACACACGUACCCGCUAAUAAAGAAUAAUCUGUGCAAAAUAAUAAUUUGUAUAAAACUGUGAUUUAAUCGCAAAGUAUAAUAAAUGUAUAAAAUUAUAACUUGCACGUAGAAAGGACGCAAUUCGUGUGGUCGUUUAGAAAAACCCGGGACGCAAUAAUUCGUGUAGUCGCUUAACACAUUUUGUUUUCUUAUUUUGGGGCGCAAUUCAUAUGCAGUCGAAUUCUCCUCUCUCUUCGCCGACAUGGUUGUACUUUUAAUUAACCGUUAGCUAAAUAACACGAGUACAUCUACCCGGUGUAGAUCUAUAAUAAUACAUUAUUAAUGCUUGAGUUAUAAAAUUCGAAAAUAGUCACUGUGAGAAAUUAGUGAAACACGAAAAAAUAAAUUAUAGAUAUUAUAGUUAUUAUUAUUGACAAAAACCUGUAUGUGACGGGCCGGCGGAAAACCCUAAGCGAAGCGGUCCACCUAUCCCCGCCGGCCAUCAGUUGCGGUCGAUACGUGUAGGAUCUGAUCGGCAACAGGCUGACGGCAUAUGAAUAACAGCCAACCGCAGUACCCAGGCGCGUUUAUAAAAUAUAAACCGUUUAAUAUAUUCAUUAGUAAUAGAUCCAGUGAAAAACCAGUGAUGCGGUAAAUAAUGAGGUGUUAUAAAAUUUCGCACUUGACUUUUAACUGUCUCAAUAAAUUCUCUUCGUUCAUUUCGGUUAGGCGUUGGCGUCGGUGUUGUGUUUUUUCUCAAAUCCCCCAAUGAUAUGAUCACGUUAAAGCCGUGGUUGAUGCGGUGUAGUUGUGUAUUUGUUACAUACAUUGUAGGCACCCAAGACUUAUGCGCUUACGUAUGUUUUUCUAACAUUUAUAUUAAUUUUUGUUUGAUAACAUCAAUAUUAUGGCAGUUCGAAUCACACAUACCGAAAAUAAUCUUCAUUUAACCUUCGAGAAAAAGAUCGGAUCUUUAAUCAUAAUUGCAAUACCGCCACGAAACCAAUUGUUACACACGGAUUAGCCAUUUAAUUCUGUUAUUUGUAAUUGUUAUAAUUGUCCGAUAUAUUUUUCUGAACACUCAAUACAUAUCGGAGUAGUGAACUUUUACUUCCCGUUGAGCUAUGUUCAUUGAACUGCUAAGUGCAUUCAAAUAACUCUACGAUGAAUGAAUAUGUAAUAAUAUCUAAUAAUAACAAUUAGUAGUAUGUGAUAUAAUACUGCAACGGAGUUCAACAUAAAAUUACGGCAAUAUAUUUUUUAAUAAGUCAUCGAAUAAAGCAUGACAAAAUAAUACGUUUUUAGUUUUUCAAUAUUAAAUUUAUCACAGCAGUGAACAAUAACGAUAUAACUGUAUGUUAUAUUUGUUUAGAUUCUUUUUUUUUAUGCCUGUUAACACGUUUACCUGAAAUCUUGCUCCAAUCAAAAAACAAGAUAGUUUUUUUUUCAUAAAAAUGUUAUCUAGUUAUCAGUUGUACAGAGUAUAGGUUAUUUUUUGGUUUUCCUUUUAGAUCGUUUACUACGAGUUAAAAAAACCAAGAAAAAAGUCUGGAAAACGGGAUAAUUUUUUUAAAGAUAAUGAUUAUGUUUUGAAACCAAAUGAUUACGACGAUAUGAUACGAUGAAUGAUAUGAUAAAUGACGUGAUUUAUAAUAAUAAUGAUUUGAACCCAACUUGUACAGGGGUACUUUACGCACCGCACAAAUUUCAAUGGGCGCUCGGGAACCCGGGCGCCCGUCUUCGUAGUGCCUAUGGACAUGGUAGAAUUUUAAAAACAUUCUGGUGUUUUUUUUUUAGCUGUUUAUUGAUAUUUUAAUUUUUCGAGUUUUUUCGGUUUAUAUGUACCUAUAUAAUUAUUUUUAUUUCUCUAAAAUGCAUGAAAACUCGCUACAAGAUUUAAUAUAAGUUAUUCGUGUAGCACCAUAUAAAUAUCACAAAUCCGUAUAGUUACCUACGAUUAUUUUUAAAAUCGUUUAAAAAUCACUGCAUUUCGCGUACUAUUUUUCGAUUUAUGUGUGAAUAAAAUAUUUUUGGCCGCAUAAAAGUGCUCGACAAUUUGAGAAAACGUUCACUAUAAGUUGUUCUUGGUGGUUUAAACAAAGUGUAACGUAAUGUAAUGUUUUUUUUUUUUUUUUUAUAAGCGUUUAAAAUUCAAAUUGUUAUACAAAUCGUAAAACUCGCGGAAUUUUCGUUAGCAAUGAUUUAUUGUUGUGUAAAAUGCGUACACGCAGAUAUAAAUUAAAUAACUAUAUAUAUAAUUAUUAUCUAUAGUUUUACCUUCCCACUUUCCACCUAUAACAGCGGAACACCUAUCAGCAUCGGCCCUUAAUUUAAAAUUUUAAUACUUCCGAUUUUGAAUUUAUUCUUAUUAAAAAUUAAGAGUUACAAUUAAUCGUUCAUAUUAUAUAUGUAUAUACAUUAAAGUUACCAAGCAACCAAAUUAAUUAAUUUCAUAGGUAUUUUUUUUAUGCAUACUCGUAUUGAUAUUUUAUUUAUUCUCUUUAGUUAUUUUGAGUUUUUUCCUUCAUACAUCAAAGAUGUAUGGAUUGAAGAAAACUAUACGAGUGCGUCGCUUAAUAAUAUCUACUGGCUACAAUUUAAGAUACCCCAAUCGAAUAUUAUAAUUACAUUUUAAAAUUAAAAAUAAAAAUAGUUCUUGGCAAUAUAAAUUUAGGAAAUAUUAUAUCUGCAAAUAGUCUGCAGUAGAUGAUACCUGCAGCGGUGUUCCCAUAGGGUAUACUACAUAUAUGCCGUAUAUACUUACAACAUUUUAUUGUAUAAUCCGUUCACACGACUUAAAAAGAAAACGAAAUAGUUACGACAAUUGUAUUUAUUUCAGUAAUUAUAACAAACAAAUUCACAAUUUUCUUACCUUUUAUAGUACUUAAGUGUUUUGUUUUCGUAAUUUUAAUUUAUCUUUUUUUUAUGAUUGUUAUCUAUUUCCCUAUAAACAAUACGUAAACCAAAACCGUACGAAAGAUAUAAAAUAUCCCAUGUAAGGCGCACGCGGUGUUCUCUCAGUUUACUUUCAAAAAACUGAUAGAAACACAACUAGGCGAUGAUACGCGUGCUUUGCACAGUGUUCCGUUCUUUCGAGUCUUGAUAGUUUUAUUUACGAUAUUUUUUACAAUUUUUUUUUUUUUUUUUUUCGUAAUAUUUUACCCGGCAACAAUUUUGACCAAACCGGUCGUUGUAAUAUUAAUUAUAUUCGAGGCUCAAGGACGUAUUAUGUGUAUAUAUUUAUAUCCAUAUACAUUAUAUAUUAUAUGCCUGCGUGGUUCUUUAUAUGUUCUUUAUACACGCUUAAACGAAGUAAGUAUUAAAAUUUAUUUAGAACAAAUAUAUUAUGUUUGCAGAAUCACAUCGAUGUGUCCGCGGCACAAUAUAAGCGGAUAGUAUUAUCGUCUGCGGCUUCGCGGUAAAUCUGGUCGGUAUAGCGUAGGUGUACCGCGUACCUAUAAUACUUAGGAAUGAACAAAAUUAACAACCAUUUGAGUUAUAAAAUGGAAAGCGCCCAAUCGACCAACGUGAAGUCCACCGACAACCGUAACAACGACGAUUAUUACAAAAACGUCAAGUUGGUUGGUUUCGCGAAGACAGACUCGGAAACCUUAUCAUCGUCCGGAUACAAGAACGACGGAUUUCAGUGGAAUUCCUCGGACAAUUUGUCGACGAAUUAUCCGGCCGCCUAUCGCAGAGAAAAUAACGUAGUUCCUAGUAAGUGUAAAACAGUAAUAGUUAUUUUUUUUUUGGUGGUGGUAGGGUUAUAGUAGUAGUGUAGGGUAGUAAUUAUACAUUUCAACCAGCAAAUUUAUUUUUAAAACAAAACAAAACGAAAAAAUCGAUUUAUUAUUGUUAAUUAUAAUAAAACCGUAUCGGGGAGUUUCGAAUUAUCAUUAAAUUACUAUUGCAAUAAAACCUAUCUGUAUACAUAAAUAUAUAUAUAAAGUAAGACGUCCGAUACACUCACUCACUGAUCAACGCCUAGCCCAAACUCUACUGGACGGACCGGGCCGAAAUUUAGUAUACAGAUAGCUAUUAUGACGGAUAUUAUGUCUGCUAAGUAAGGACUUUUGAAAAUUCAACCCCUAUGAGGUACAAUAGGGGUUUUCAGGUAUUUUUGGUACGGAUAUCGAACAUUGUUUAUUUAUUGAUUUUUGUUUAUUCGUGUGUUGCCUUGGUUAAUUUGGUUGUCACGGACAACCGCGUGUGUUUUGUAUUAAAACCGAAUCGAUCAAUUAAUUGUAAAACUUCAAUCAUUGAAUAGUUCUUACAGUUAUUUUUAAUAUGAUAGUGUAUUAUACAAAAAAACAACGUUUGUGUGCCUGUCCUUUUUUAGAUCCAGAAACUAUUGGACAGAUUUUAACGGGGUUUUUUGCAAAUUAUUCCGCGUAGUCUGGAGAAGGUUGAUAGCUAUUGAAAUUUCUAAAAUUCAACCUCUAAAGGAUAGCUGAUAAGUAUUUUGUGGUAUAAUUUUUGUUGAUUGGGUUACCUUGGUAACAAAGUAAAUAUUAUUUUUUAUUUUAUUUUUUGAUUAUGUGGUAUCUAUGGUAUCUACUGAAUAUAUUUUGUUAAUUCAGCUACAAAAAUAAUAAUAAUAAUAAUAAUAAAAUCUAGCAAUAGUAAAGCAUUGCUGGAACAGCUUUAUUAUAUAAAACGAGCGUUUGUCUGUAUGUUUCUUAUGGCUUCCUAAACCGAUUGUGAUGAAGCUUUUUGAUCAACAUUUUUCCGAUAAGGUUAUAGGCUUUAAGAGAGUCUUAAUGCUCAACCCCUUCACCCUUAAAAAUCAUCCUUCGUAGUGAAAAACGAUAUUAUUAUUAUAGGAUUUUACAUUUUGUUUAUUUAUUUACCUUGAAGACGCGAAUCUAGCAACAAAGCCUAGCAAAAUAACAUAUAGUCCGCUGUAGGACUACUUAAUAUCCAGUUAUUUUUUUUCGUCUAAGAUACUAAGUAAAACGGGAAUAAAGGUAAAAAGAAUUUAAAAAAAAUAGCACAGGCAAUGCCGGGCGGGGGACAGUUAGCAGUUUCAACACGAGUAUUAUUUUCUUAUAACUAUAACAUAAAAACUGAUAAAUAAAAGUUGUAGAUAACACAAAAAUACUGCACACGGGUGAAGCCUGGUUAUUCAGCUAGUUCAUAAAAAAUAAUGUAUUAUUUUAUUAUAUAAUAUUUUUAAAAAACUGCAAUUUUUGAUUAUUAAUUUUUAAUAUAUCAAAAACGAGCUUCAUUAUAAUAUUUUGUAUAAUAUGCAUAAUCGUUUGAUAACUCUCUCGUAUCGUCUAUACUAUAUAGACUUAUUCAGAAAUAUUGCGACACGCAAAUAAUAAAAAUGAACCUUUCCUUUUAUUUUUUUUUUCUAUAAUAUAAAUAAUUCUACCAUAUUGUUGAAAUUAAAAUGUUAUGAAAUCGAUCCUGAAUCUCGCGAUUAAAUUAAUCACUUAUUUACAUAACAGUAGAAGCGCUUAACGUUUUUAAAAACAUUUUUUUUUUUUUUUUACAAACAUUUUUAUGCAAUAAUAUUUUUGAACUAUGUUCACUGUGCAGUUAUAGUUGUCGGAAAUGAUAAGAAUAUAAAAUAUAAUAUUUCGAAAAUUUCAUCGUAAUCGAUACUUAAAUGGCUAUAAUAUUAUACACGCAUGCUUAGUUAUUGAAAUACUAUAUUUGUUAUAUAUUAUUAUGUGUUAUGUAUUGUGUAUUAUUAUGUGUUAUGUAUUAUUAUGUAUUGUAAGUCGUACCUAUCGAUUAGUCGACAUUAAUACCGAAUUUCUAAACGAAUGAAUAAUUCAUGUACCGUGUAGGCAUAUUAAUGAUAUUAAUAUGAGAUUCAUAUCAGAUUCAUUCGGUUCUAAUAAUUGUUAUGGAAUCUAUACUUAUUAUAUAUGCGUACCCACACAAUAUAAUAAUAUACAAAAAUCAAAUUAAGAAAAACUACCAUUAUACUUACGUCACAGUAGUUGAUUAGUUACAGUUUUAUAAUUACGCACAUUAAUGUUAUUGUUAUAUUAGAAUAAUAAUGGUAGUCCGCAAUCAAAAAGAUUGACUAUACAUUCUAUGGCUAUAAUAUAGAAAGACUGGACAUGAAAAUAAACUUUUCACCUUUUUUAUUAAUUUAACUUAAGCCUGGAUUCUGAGAGUAGCGAAGAAACUGUUAUAGUUACUCGGUUGAUUUUUAUCUCGGAACACCCUUCUUCGAUUAGUAAAAGUGAUCCUAUACCCUAAAAAAUACCGACUAGGUGAUAAGUUCGAACCAAUUGUCUAAAUUCCAAUCAGUGUUUCCGAACAAUUUUAAAACCAAUAUCAAUUUUAUUUUUGUUCCCUUGACUAUAAUGGAAAAUUUUAAUUUGAAUAAUAUAUACUAUAACAUUACUAUAUAUUUUUUUUUUACAUAUAUUUUUGUUAUUGUAAUGUUUGGUAUUAUUAAAAACCUACUGCUGCACCAGAUUCACAUGUGAUAAAAAUGUAUAUCAAUUAUUACUUGUUCAGUAAUAUUGUUGUUUUUUGUAAUCUUGUUUAUGUUAAUUCCAUACUUCCAUCAAAUCCCUAUUGAUCUAAAAGUUAAAAUUAUGUAGACGUGAUACAAUUUUCAAUACAUUUUAGCUAUUUUCAAAAGGUACUUUAUUAGUUAUAUUUAAUGGUCUAAAAAAAAAAUUGGAGUUUAUUGCAUUCGUUUUAUUUUUCAUAAGCGUUUUAAGAUCAAACUUUGACGAAAAUUUAAAAAAUUACUGCAUUUCAAAAUAUGUCUUACCGAACUUCGCUCUAAAUCGUUUUUCGUUAGCAAUGGUUUAUCGUCGCAUACAGAUAUAAAUUAAACAACUUUUUGUAGAACUGGUGUGAAAUUUCGUAUAAAACUAACAUAUAAACCGAAAAUGUCUAAAAAUAACUUGUCCUCUUUCUCGUGACCUCUAUUCAUGAAUGCAUAUGUAUUUUAGAUUCUGAGUGCAGCGAGAUAAGUUAUUAUUUUAUAAUACAAUAGGAUACAUUUUAUUUGUUUUGUUUAUAUUAUAAUAUUGUAUUAACUAGUAAAUAGUUAGAUGUUACUUCAGUAUGCGGUCUACUUAGUUCGAGCGACACAAAAAUAUCUUUAUACAGUAUGAAAUUCUCUAUACAAAUAUAAUAAUAAAUGUACAAAAUAAAUUGAUCAUGAUAAUUAUUUAUUUUAGUUUAUUUAAUACCCAUAUCCCUGCAAACAUUAUAGGGUAUACUUAUUUACACAGGUAUAAGGUUUAGAUCUUCAGAUUGGUAUACAGUUUAGGUCUAUAUUAAACUGAUUCGUAUGUCAAAACGGAGCCGGUUGGCGUAGUGAUUUAUUAUUACACGUGUAACCUUAAAAAAUUAAAGACACUACAAUUUAAUAAUACAAAUACAUCGGUGGUCCAAUCACAUGUAUUUUUGAACAGUUUUAAGCAUAGAAAUUUAAAAAUGUAUGCAGAAACGUACUGGUAGACUGCAUGUUGAAUUAAAAAGCGGUAGACCACAUAUGAAAAUAAAACCCUGUAUAGUUAUCUAAAAUUGCAUCAUAUAGAUAUUUUCUAAUACAUUUUUUAAGUAUUUUAAGUAUAAAAAAAGACAGACAUAUUUCGCACGAUGGGGGGGCCAUUGUUGUAGGUGAGAAGUUGAUAAGAGGAAUUUAAUGCAUAUCAUUAAUAGAAAAGAUUAAUCUUUGCUAACGAAAAACUACUCUGAACAAUGUUCGGAUAUAUUUAUUUAAAAGUCCAAAAUGUUUAGGCUUUUCGUCAAAAUCUAUUUUUAAAAUUUGUAUUUUUUUAUUUGUAAUUUUUUUAAAAAAAAAUCAAAUUAAACUCAACUUUUUCUUUUUGACUACUAAGUACAAUUUAUAAUGAAGCUCUUGUUAAAUUACUAAGCAUUUCUGUUCGGUCUUUUACACAAGCACACUAUUUGAAUGUAGAUAUUAUGAGAUAUUAUUGUGUUUACCCAAUAAUGUGUGCUGAGUUCUGUUCUGUGUAAUAAUUAUAAUUUGAUAUUCUCGGAAAAGACUAUAGUUUUGAACAUUUUCAUGUACGUACACAAAAAAAAAAAUAUUUAGGGGAUUCAUAGAAAAUGUACAGUAAUCAAUAUUACCAACAUUAUAUCAAUAUUUAUAAAAAUAUUAAAUUGAUAUAAAUAAAUUACACAACUAUUAAUUAGUUGAACUUAAAUUGGUUGAUUAAUAACAAUUCAAUUUAAAUGUGUUAAUUUGUAGCUUUCUUCAAAUUAACUUAACUGAAUUAAUUGUAUUCUGUAUUCUUAAUUAACUGUACUCUUGUAAUGUAGUAUAUAGUAUUAUGUAUUAUAAUUUAUAAUUUAAUACAGUGUUACAUAAUAUAUUCAAAAUAUUUAUUAAAUUAUUAACCUUACUAUGAGUAUCAAAAAAAAAAAUGCAUUAGAAAAUAUUAGAAAAUAAUUACAGGAAUAUGUAUAUUGUAUAUUCGUGUGUAUUCCCAUAAAUAAAAGUGGAAAAAAAAUAACGGUUAUAUAACACUUUAGAGUUACUUGUUAAUUACAUUUCCUAAAAAACAAAUUCCAAAAAAUGAUAAUACUUCCCUAAAUAAUGAAUGUCUUCUGUUUUGUUGAUCACUCUCUAUAAUUUUAUAGUAAUUAUUGUAAUUUAAUUACUAUAAAAUUAAAUUAUUGCAGAGCUAUAUUUCUAUUAUAAUUACUGAACAUAACAAUAAGAUAAAAACGUAAAUUGUUUAUGUACGUCAUCAUGUAAACGCAUGGAUCUAAGAUAAAAUAUUUAAAUAGUUAAAAGAUGUUAAAUAUUGGGACAAUACGCAUAGAAGUGAUUGCAUCUUAUUAUGAGAAACCAUUUAAUUUUGAAUUUACAAUCUGUAAAUGACACAAUAAAGUUAUAAAUUAAAAUUAUUAUUGAUAUAAUACAAAUGUUAUUUAUAUUUAAACUCAUUACAUUUAAAAUAAUUGUUAUUCAUUAAUCACAGUUGGUUUUGACAGUAAUAGUGUAUUCAAACUGAUGACUAAGAAUGUUCAAUAUAAAUUAUAUUUUAUCCGUGAUUAUGAUUCAGACGAACGGAGAAACCUGAUAAUAAUUUUAUUCCAAACGCAAAAACGAUAACCGGAUUUUAGUAGAGAAUUGCGAAUAAAUUAUUAAGGAUGUUGUUUUCUUUUUGUAGAAUCCCCACCUCAUUAAAAAGCCUCGGUUAUAUUGAUUUUGACUUGCAAAAUAAACCUGAAAAACCUGCGGAAACUAACAGUCUAAACUCUAAACUUAUAUAUGCGUCAUACAAAAUUUAUUCAUUCCCUGCUAGCAAAUAGGAAGUAUAAUAGCUUAUUCUACCUAGCUUGUCAGUUCAAUUAUUGGAAUUUUAAAUUUGAAAAUAAUUUCCGUUUUACAUUUUGACGAUGAUGAUAAAUUUUUAAUUCGAAACCGGUCGUAUAAUACACUAAUCAUAAUACUUCAGGUGACGAAUUCAGUAAUUAAUUAAUUUUAUUUUUAUAUAUAAAUUUGUGUUUAUACAUUUAUUUACUUUAUUUAAUUGAUAGGAUCUUAGAAAAAAAAAAUUAACUAAUAUUGUCGAGGAAGAAAUUUCGUUUUUUUUUUUUUUUUUUUUUUUUUUUAACGUAAAUAACAUUUAUAAUAACUAGAGUCUAAUAUGAUUAAUUUGAAAGCCAUAAAAAAAAAAAAAAAAUGUAAUAUUUAAUACGUAAUGGUUAUGAACAAUUAUAUAACUGAUAUCGAGGAUGUUUAUGGUUGAUAUUAAAGUUGUUAUAUAUCACUUACAAUUAUAUGUAAAUAUAUUUUUAGAUUCUGAGCAAAGCGUGGAAUGUAUUGGUUUUUUCAAUUUGUUUUGACUUAUGAAUAACCAGGUCUGUCUGUACAAUUUUUAUCAGAGAUCUUACCACAAUUGUCAAGUUGAAGAUUGAUUUCUGAAAGUAAGUUUUAUCCUGUUGGUCAAUCCCGAGGGGUUAAUUUUGUGCCGUUGUGUACAAUAUUAAUCGUAUUGAAAUUUUAAAAUGAUGAUAUAAUACAACUAUAUAAGAGAUAAUGUCAAGAUAACUGUGUAAAUGUGUGUACCUAUCUGUAUUAUGCAAAUAUACUAUUUCUAUGCAAAAUGUUUUGUUGGCAUAUGAUUUUAAGUGCGUAAAUAUUCUUUAUAACUAUAAGUUACCCAUAUGAGAGAUUUACACCAUUAUAUUGUUUGUAUUAUUAAUAUUUUUUAAGCUGGGAACUUUCUAUACUAAUAAAAUAAUAUAAAUUUAAACCACCGAGCAUAUAUUUUAUAUUUGACUUAAUAAGUUUUACUAAUAAAAAAAAAAAAAUAAUAAUUAUAUUACAAAAAAUAAAAUACUAAAUAUUAAAUUUUCUCGAAAAAAAUAAUUAUCCUUUAGAUAUUUUCAUUUUGUGUCAUUUAUAUAUAGUUAUUGAUUUACCUUAAACUACGGGUAUCUGAAAAAUUGACCAAGUGCAAUAGUUUUUAUUUGUUUAUAUUUUUUAAGUUUUUUUUUUUUUUUUGAUUCAAAUAUUAGUGCCUUGCACAAUGAUUAUUAUACUACAUUUUAUAAACAUAAUAUUAUUACACAAAUGUUUACUUAUUAAAUUUCAAGAAUUGUUUGAAGUCCACGAUAGUUAAAAUAGUUUUCAAUGCCAUUACUAAAGAAUUUUAAUUAUAAUAUAUUAUAUUUAUUAUUACUUAGUAAUUAUUCAUAGUUUUAGUGGCGAUGAAAAAAAUGUAAAAUUUCUUUAUAAAAUUAAAAAAAUUUAGAAAAUAAACGUUUCAUCAUAAUUAAACAUUUCUAACAGUAACACCAUUUAUACAAUUUAUAAAAUAGCUAUCAUUGACUUACAAAAGAGACUUUUAAAUGAGUUACGGCAUCCUUCAUAAAUUGUAUAAACCUAUUUUAUGCUUAUGUAAAUUCAAUAGAAUUAUUUUAAGUUAUCAAUCUGUACUUAUGAAUACUUGCUUGUUUUUAGUCUAAAUUUUUUCAAUUUUUUUGAGGAAUAAGUACGUAUUUAUUUAUUAUUUCUUUCGAAAACCCUUUGGGGAAUAAAAAAAUGACCUCUCUAAUAUAUCGACUAGACAAAAUUUUCUUUCAGGAAAGGUACUGUACUCUGUACAUCGGAGCAAGAUUUCGUUUCGAAAAGUUGUUUACAGACUGAAAAAAAAUUUAAAAAAGCACACAUCAUAGUAAAACUAAUAGAUCUGUUGCUACGCUCCGAAUCUAAAAAAACGACACACAAGAUACAUUAUUGUACUAACGGAUAAUUGUACAACGUCGCUACACUCCUCGUUUAGGUUAGGUUAUGAUGAUAUAGUGUUAGUAAGUAGGCCAUUGUUGAAGAUGGGAUGUUUGGAAGGGGAGUUUGUAUGAAAUAAUAAUUUGACAGGAACUUUUGCUAAAUAGAAAUCGUAUACACACGUGCUAAUACUACUCAAACAUUUUUCAGCGAUCGAUUUCCAUUUUAUAAAAAAAAUAAUUAACUAAUUAUUAAUAAUUACUAAUUAGGUAUAUGUUUAAGUAGUGCGUACCAUAAUUGUUCGUAAAUAAAAAUCAGUCGGCAACUAAGCGGUAUAAUAUUUUUAAUACUAUCGAAGAAGAAAAACUGACAACAACUGUUAAAAGUUGACGGCUCCGACGAAAUUAGUUUACUAUCUAUUAUGUUCGCAAAAACGUGUUAGGUACUAAUGUGAUCUUAUGGACUUAGCUCAAAUUGUACAGGUCGUGAUAGAGGUAGAAAUCGGAUUACGUAUGUAAGUCAAAACUAUUAAUAUUGAGACUUGAAAUAUUUAUAUUAUCAUAAUAAUAAUUUUCAAAAAAAAAUUAAGUAAAGAUGUUUACAUGUGUAUUACAUGAAGGUAUAUAUAAACAUAAGCAAAAAAAAUAGAAACUUUUUGACCGAAUUACCUCUAACAAUAAUAAAAAAUUAAAAAUAAUAAAACGGUUAUUUCUGUAAACAUUUUCGUUUUUCCUUUGUUUUUUCCAGUUUCGUCCAAUUAUUCAAAAAACCCUAUAGAAAUCAAUAACUGACUUUUUUACAUUCUAACUAAACAGAUUUUUUUUUUAAUGUAAACAUGCUACACAAAAUGUCGGUGCAGUAUUUUAAUAGAAAAAAAUUUAAAUAAUGAAAUUGUGAAUGUAAUAUAUUUGUUUUUUUUUUACGUUUUGUGUUGUUUUUCCCAAUUGUUAUACAAAUUAUAUGGAUUUGUCAUAAUUUAUAAAUAAUGUAAAAUUGAAAUUUUGGACUUUUACAAUUGUUGAUUGUUAAUACCUAAGAUUUGUUAUUUCGUUUGUAAAAGUCCGAACUUUAAUAGACAAUAAUCAUUCGGGUUCAACCGAGUUAUUUUGUAUAUUCUACAGGUUUAACUGGUUAAACUUAAGGUAUACUUAUAUUCGUUUUUUUUACUGUAAUUUAAUAUGUAAAUACAAUAAAAAAAAUCGACUUAUAUUAUACAGGUUAAAUUUUUAUUUUUUUUUUUUAACUAAAAAAAUCAAUUUGUUUUAAAGACGUUCCGGAAAGUGAUACAAUCAUGUUGCCCGUUUACCCGGAUCCAGUACAUCGGUGUUGCACGAGAAAAGUAUUAUACAAACGUAUCCCAAUUCUUCAGUGGUUACCGAAAUACACGCUUAACGAACAUGGUAUUCCCGACUUGGUAGCCGGUAUCACGGUUGGAUUGACCGUUAUUCCGCAAGCUAUAGCGUUCGCUAACGUAGCCGGAUUACCUCCACAAGUAAGUAGGCAAUAUUUUUUUUUUUUUGUAAACGACAUUUAUCUCAGAAGUGGAUGUUAUAUGAGAUUUGCAUAUUUAUCUUCUAGUCUGGCUGUUCCUUUCCGUUUAACAUGCAUGCAAGGUUAUAGGUUAUGUACUAUUAAUUAUACAUCGUGACGAACGAUUAAUUCCGGGAUAUUGAAAAAACCACAUAAAUAAAUAAUUUAUUUAUAAUUUUGCCUUUUUUUGUUUUUAAAUCAAUUUUCAAAAAUAAUUUAAAUAAACUUAAAAAAUCGUUCCUGUUCCUGUUUAUCCAUUGUCUAAAAAUAUAAACCGGCUUUAACUUAAACCGGAAUAGCUUUUAGAAUGCGAUAAUAACCGUUUUUAUAUUAUUUAAUUACAUUGUAUUAUGUUAUUUACUGAGUAUAUUAUAUCUUUUUUACUUAAUCAACAUUUUCAUAACCGGUUACAAUAGGUAUGUCGUAUGUCUAUAGCAGCAUUUCUCAAACUUUUUACAUUCACGUUCCUUAUCACAACCUCUCACCACUGCUUUACGGACCCCCAAAUGUUAAUUUGUUAUAUAUUUUCACAUAAUAUAGAUAAGAUAAAUUUCACUUUUUUUGCUAUUGCGCAGUUUUUUCCACGAACCCCCUAAUACCUUCUUAAACCCUUAGGAGUCCGUAUACCCCUGGUUGAGAAACGUUGGUCUAUAGCAGUAUUUCCCAACCUUUUUUUUACUCAACGCUUCUUUUAGUUUGUCAAAAAACUCGUAUCGCCUCCUCUCCGAUAAAUUAAAAAAAAUUACAAUUUAGUUUUUAUAAUCAGCCAUUUAAUUAAAAUGAAAAAUAAAUAUUUUUUUCACAUUUUGAGCUCGGACAUUUUAUUAUUAUUACGAAUUAGUAUAACUAACGUACAUGCACACUAAAUUAUAUAAAUUCAUGUAAUAAAUACAAGUAUACAAUAUUGUCGAAAAUAUCCGUAUGAAAAUGGUACCUUUCGUUGUUAUUUCGCUGAAUUUCGCUGUUAUUGUAGUGUGUAUAAAAUAUUUAAUUAUUUAUUAUUUUCUAUUGUACGCAGUUAUACAUUUCAUUUCAAUAAGUUAUGAAUUUGCUAAUAUUGUUUUAAUAAUAAUUUAAUUGUAUUUAAUAAUAGCGAAUUAUUUUCAAUAAUAAAAGUCACAGUAGGAUCGUCCUCUUAAGUAAAAAGCCUCCCUCAAAAUUAAAAAAACUCACAAGGAGUCUAAACCGCCCACGUUGGAAAUCACUGGUCUAUAGGUUAAUGAUGUGUAUAGAAGCCGGAAUUAUAAGGAUCUAUGAAUUCCCAGUGAGCACCAAAUAAAUUAUAGAAUAUUUAUAUGAUAAACUAAAAUAAUAAUAUGAGUAUAAGUUUAGAGGAACAAGACAAAACAAAUAACCAUAAUAAGUGGUUAUAGGCGAGGUUGAGAGUUUUAAGUGCCAAGAAUCUUUUGUACAAAAUUAACGAUGGCUUUAAUGAGGAUGUGAAACAUAGAAUUAAGUGUGGUUGGAUAAAGUGGAGAGAAACGUCAGGUAUUUUUUAUGACAAGGGAAUUCCAAUGAGAUUUAAAGUUAAGUUCUACACAAAUGUAGUGAGACUGACUAUGUUGUAUGGUUCGGAGUGUUGGGUGGUAGACAUAAACAUAGGACAGAGUAUGAAUGUAGCCGAAAUAUAAAACCACCUAUGUGAAUGCAUAGGUAGAUAAGUGGAGAGACGAGAUAGGAUUACGAAUGAGUACAUAAGAGGUAGCUUGGACGUGGCUUCGAUAGUAGACCAAAUGAUAGAAAAUAGACUAAGAUGGAGAGAAAGACCGAAAAAAAGGUGGUUGAAUGCAAUUGAGAAUGAUAUGAGGACAGUCGGUGUAUGCUAGGUGGGAGAUCGUAUCAAGUGUAAAUUUAGAACAAUGGUAGCACACCCAAAUAGUUGGGAUGAAGGUCAAGGUGAAGUAGAAGAAAAGAAUAAUUGGUACAUUAAUAUAGUAUAUGUUCCAUUAUUAAUUUUAUUCUACAAUUAUACGACACCGAGAUUUUUUUCGCCCAAGAAUAAUUUGUUAGAAUAGUCUAAAUAAUUCAGAAUAACGUAAUAAUAAAAUAUAUAAAAAUUAAUUUCAAAAUAAUCCAUGAGUGUGCAUUUAAUAUUCAGAGAAUAUUCCUAUAAUUUCUUGCACUUCAAUGGGAUUUGAACCAUAAACCAAUAAAAUUAUAGCUGUUUUACAGGUAUCUAGAUAAGUAAAAUGUGUACGGUUAACAAGUAUGAUAACAGGGUUAAUUACCUACAAUAUUUUCAGCCUUUCAGUAAUUAUAGCAUGGUCGGUAUUUUUGAUAAUUCGUAAUUAUCCUUAAUACCUAUAUAGUAUUUUCAAUAAUUCAUAAUUAUCUCUAUUCCUUUACAACAGUAUUUUCCGUAAUUUUAUUGGUUAUCGUCGAUAUGUAUACAUACCUAUUACAUCCAAGGCACAAACUAAUUUUUAUUUAAAACCCCUAUUUCCCAGAUAUAAAAAUACACCUAUAUAAUGCCGUAUUCUGAAGACACAGGAGAAACGUAUCCCCCUCCCUCCGAUGUUUUUCUUGUUAAUUUAGGUUAUUGUGCUGUAUCAUUUUAUGUUUUAUAAUUCUGAAAAAUAAUAAGUAAUAUUAUAAAUUAUAAACGAUUAAUGUCAUGCUCCAACCUAAAAUUUACUACUGCAAUAAUCUUAUUAGAUGAUAAAUAUAUUAUGGUUAGAACAAUAUGUGCCGACUGGACUUGUAUCUUCAUAAUGUAUGCACAAUGUACAUGAUUUGAUACUGCUGAUAGGUGUCCAACUGUUGUAGGUGAAAAGUUGAGAAAGUAGGAUAUACUAGGUUAUUUAAUUUAUAUAAUCUGCACACAACGAUAACCCAUCGUUGCUAACGAAAAAUGAUUCUGCGCGAGGUUCCGUUAUAAAUGUUUUGAAUUACUAUAAUUUUAUAAGUACGAAUUUUAUCAACAUAUGAUCUUAAAACGCUUACAGAAAACGACUACAAUAUGUUAACCUGUUUUUAUUAUUAUUUGUUUUUUUAAAUCACUAAUUUUAUAUACCUUCAUUAAAUUGAAUUACAAUAAACAAAUCAAAUUGAAAAUAUUUAAACCGUUAAUUCCGUAAACUUUUCCGUUUUUUCCAGAUUUUCCACUUAAAAAAAAAAAAAAGAUUGUUUUACAUACAUAUAAGGCAACAUUUUCUUUUUUGAAAAAAUAAUACAAUUGGCAUUUGAUGCAAGAAUUCUGGUAGAAAAAAAUUGAACGAAUUUAAAAAUAUGAAAUAGUAAACAUUGUAAAAUUAUUCGUUUUCUUGUCUUGUUUUUCCCAAUUGUUAUAAAAACUCCUUGGAAAAUCAAAAUUCACUUUUUUGCAUACAAUCUAAAUAACACGAUGACAUAAUCUUUCUAAAAAUAAUGCUACUCUGGAAAUUUCAUGCAAAAUUUCUAAUAAAUACAUUUUUUACAGACGGAAUAAAAAUUACUGAUAUCUAAAAUUAUUACUGAACAAUAUUUUUCAUCAGAAUACAAAAUUAUAUUUGUUUAUCUAUGAAAAAUACAUAUUUUUUAGCGUCAUUAAUCAUUACAUAUUAUAAAUACCUUAUGUCUGUAACGAAUAUUGAUUUUUGACGAAUAAAAAUAAAAAUACUUUGAUAUAAGUUUUUAUUUAUUUUUUUUUUACCUACGAAGAUGAUUUGACAAUACGACCUACUUAAGAAUAAUACCUAGCCAAUAAUAAUACCUAGAAUAAUAACACAGCCUACUGUGUGUUGCAUAGAUUAAAAUAACAGUUUUAAAACUUUGUAUACAUAUUGCAAUCCAUAAUAUUUACCCAAUUUUUAACGUGAUUUUUUAUUUAAAAUAAAGUUAAAAUUUAACACCAGGUGGGGAGGGGUUACGUUAUCGAAUGACAAUCAUGCAGUGAAGGGUUAACUUCGGCUAACCUUAAGGCUACCUUUUUUUAGGCUUCGAUUUUGUUAUUAUAAUGAAUUAAUUAUUUAUUUUAUACAUUUGAUAAUCGUUAUAUAUUUUUAUUAGGUACUUUAUCAUUCGAUUCAUAAUCAGAAAUCAUUGCAUUGUAUCGUUUUAAGUAUUUAUGCCAUAUUAAUCAAAUAACCUGUUGAAUUCGAUAAAUAGAAAUUAUAUUAACUAUUUAUAAGCACUGCAGUUUUAGUAAUUUAGAAAAACUUUAAUUUCAUUGUAUUUCUUUUUUAUAAAAUACAUACCAUAGUUCGUUAUGAAACGCCAAGCAGCCGGCAUUGUAAAUUAUUUAUAUAGGCACCUAUAGAAAAGUUGCAAUAUCAGCAUCCGGUUAAAAUUUAAUUACAAAUUAAUAAUAUUUAGAAUUGUACGAUGUGUAUUAUUGCAUUCAAUAUAAUAAUAUAAUAGUUGGUAUUUAACUUUUCCAAUGUUUUUCGACUACAUAAUAUUAUAUGAAUACCUACCGAAAUUCUUUAUGUCGAGUUCAAAGUAUUGUAGUUGUCAUUGUCAUUUGUGGUUAACCUGUUAACCAGUGACGGUACGUUUUUAUAUAUUAGCAAAUUUGUCGAUUGUGUCAUUGCAUCGUUGCAAGUUCGAGGUCAAGUGAUUCCACAAGACAUAUUCUUUCAAAACCGUAUAAUAAUAAAUAAAAAAAAAAAAAACACAGCUAUAGAUUUAUUAUUAUUACAUAGAGGUAUAGGUACAACGUAUAACCUUGAUAUUGGAUAUUAUAAUUAAUGGUAUAACGAAAGCCUAGUAGUUAUUAUAAUUUAAAUUUGCUGUGAAUCUCGAUGUAUUUACAACUAUACAUACUGAUAUAAUAAUUGGAAUGAUUACAAUUUUAGAUAGGGCUGUACUCGUCGUUUAUGGCAUGUUUUGUCUAUACGAUUUUUGGUAGCUCUAAAGAUCCUGCAAUGGGCCCUACUGCAAUAAUGGCAAUCAUGACUCGUGAAAAUAUACACAAUAUGGGGCCGGAAUUUGCUAUCCUAUUAUGUUUUAUAACCGGUAUCGUACAACUUAUUAUGGGAUUCGCUCAGUUAGGUAAGUUAUCGCAUAGAUAAAAAAAAAGAAAUGUAUGAAAAAAAAAACGAAUACCUUUAGGUACCAGUUUAUAUACCGAAUAAAAUAUUACUGAUUUUGGCGUCUUUUAUGAAUACCUGUUGUGUACAGGUUUUUUGAUUGACUUCAUAUCUGGACCUGUUUCGGCUGGUUUUACAUCUGCUGCCGCAAUCGUUAUAGCUACGUCUCAAGUAAAAGACUUGCUUGGUAUUAAUAUAAAAUCGAAUUCGUUCUUGGGAUUUUGGGAUCAACUAGCUGUGCACAUUAGAGAAAUCAGCAUAGGUGACGGAACACUUGGAAUUACCUGUAUGAUUGUUUUAUUGCUGUUGAGAGUAAGUUGUUUAGUUUAUACAUACUAUAUAGAAAAUGAUAAAUUUUUAAAUUCUGUUUUGAAAUAUUCUAGAAAAUGAAAGACAUCCAAAUUGGCCCUCUGGAUAUAAAAGAAAAAUCGAGUGGCCAAAGAAUGAUUUCGUCUAUUAUUUGGCUGAUUUCAACGGCUAGAAACAUCAUAGUAGUAGUUUUUUGUGCUUUAUUGGGAUACUUGUAUCAGAAGCACGGGAAUCUACCAUUUAAACUUUCGAGUAAUUCUACAGUAUUUAAGUUAAAAUAAUCAAAGUAUUAUAAUAUGAUACAAAAUAAUAAAUUUUUUUCAUAUUUAUUUUAUUAGGUUAUGUUGAAUCUGGUCUUCCAGAUUUUAAACCACCACCCUUUGAAAUUAGAGCUGGGAACGAGACGUACAAUUUCGUCGAGAUGACUUCCAAAUUAGGUUCAGGGAUUUUGGUGGUGCCACUUUUAUCUAUUUUAGAAAACAUAUCGUUAGCUAAAUUUUUUGGUUGGUUAAUUUUAAAUAUCUUCAUAUACCUACGUACAUUUAAGGUUUUUUUUUCUAGCAUUAUUUUUUUAUUGAUGUAAAUCUGACAAUAUUUAUCUAUUAUCUAUUGUAUACGUGCGUUCAUAACUGUAAACCAUGUAUUGAUUAAUCGUGUAUAAAAUAUACCUUAUGUAUUGUAUGUGUAUGUAUGUGUGUGUGUGUGUGUGUGUGUGUGUGUAUCGUUAUUUAAAAAUGUGUAUUGUUUUAUUUAUAGCUGACGGUAAGACUGUCGACGCCACUCAAGAAAUGCUCGCCUUGGGCGCUUGUAAUUUAAUUUCGUCUUUUGUCGGAUCAAUGCCGAUAUCUGGUGCUUUAUCGCGAGGUGCCGUGAACAAUGCUAGUGGCGUGAAAACAACGUUCGGCGGGGUUUACACGGGUAAAAUCCGGUUAUACAAUAUGUUAAAUUUAUAUACCUAUUUAAUCGAUACUCGUAUUUUUAAAAUUCAAUUAUAGUUUCUAAAACGUUUAUAAUAUUAAAAAAUAUACAUAUAAUCGCUUUAAAAAUGUUUAUAAAGGAGCUGCGUUAAUGUAAACCGAUUUUUUUUUUUUUUUUUUCAUAGGAAUAAUUGUCAUAAUAGCGUUACAAUUUUUCACCCCAUACUUCGUCUACAUUCCCAAAGCGGCGCUGGCCGCUGUGAUAAUAGCUGCCGUGGUGUUUAUGGUCGAAUUACACGUUAUCAAGCCAAUGUGGCGAACCAAAAGUACGUAUAAUCGCACGCAUAAUGACCAAAAUGAGUGUAUGAACAGUUUUAAUUUUUUUUUUUUUUUUUAGAAUUAGAUUUGAUACCGGCAUUCGCUACGUUUCUUUGUUCAUUGUUAAUCCGCUUAGAAGUCGGGAUUGUCGUCGGCAUUGCGAUAAACGUUAUAACACUACUUUAUACUCUGGCUAGGCCAAGAGUCCGCGUCGAAAAACAGAUAGUGAGUAUCUAUAUAUUAUGUAUGAUAAAAUGCAUCGUGAAUUUUGCUCGUAUAAUAUUAGACUAAUAUUCUCGAUUUUUUUUUUUCUAAUAGAGCGAAUUCGGUUACGAGUAUUUAGUUAUAACGCCAGACCGCAGUUUGGUUUUUCCCUCUGUGGAGUACGUGAGAGCAGUGGUUACCAAAGCUGGACUCAAGCAAGGGUUGAGUUCAAUACCGGUCGUGAUCGACUGUAGACACAUACAAGGAGCAGACUUCACUGCGGCAAAGGUAUUAUAUAUACCUAGUUAAUUAUUUUGAUAUGGAAUCACCAUUAUUGAGAUGUACUAUUGGCCGAGACUUAUUUUUCGUUGUGUUUACAGGGCGUUAAAUCUUUGAUAGACGAUUUCGUCAGAAGAAAUCAACCGUUGAUCUUUUACAAUGUCAAACCUAGCGUAAUUUCUAUUUUCCAAGGCGUACGGCCAGCCGAAUUCAAUUGUUGUAACACCGAACAACAAUUACAUGAAAUGUUAAAAGGUACUUUACAAAUUUGUAUUUAAAAUCCGUUAAAAUGGGAACCUAUACUGCACCUAACUGUUGUCCGAAUAAUUCCUAUUGAUAUGAUGUGAAAUUAUAAUAUAAAAUAGGAGUAUGGUAAAGUACACGACGUUGAAACGUCUUGUAUGAAAUUCGUAAAAAAUUCAAUUGUCGUAGGUAUAAUUACUUUCAAAAUACACGUUCAUAAAAUAUAUACAUAUUCUUUAAAAUAUAUUGUUUACACAAGUCUAUCACUGAUCCAUGUAGGCAACAGGUCAAUGUACCAAAACUGUGGUUUGCCAUAGAAUCAUCAUACAAAUAGGUGUGGUUUAAUUAUUGUUCACUUGGCGAGACGUCAAGAAUCAUUUUGAACAUAGAUAAUGAUUUUUCGUAUUUUACUUCAAAUAGAAAAUGUAUACGACUAUUAUUAUUCCAAAAUGUUUAUUAUUCGCUAAGCCUUGUGUAACGCGAACCGUUCAAUUUGAUUUAAACAAAAUCAAUCAAUUGACAUAUCGACAGAAAAUAGACUAAUAGAUACCUACGUCCUACACCGGAAAACUACUCGAAAUAUUCGUUAAAAUAAUAUUAUAUUUUGUGUGUAAUUUUAAUUCACGUAUAAUAUUAUGCUUUCAAAAUAUUCUCUAAUAAUUUACAAAAAAAAUGGUUUUAUUUAUUAUAUUUGUUAUAUUACAUAUAUAUUAGAAUAUUAGAUAUAUACACAAAUCGCUAUGCUAUACAAAAAAAAAAAACUCUUCUUUGCUUCGUUCACAUUAUACUAAAAUUUAUUUUAAAAAACGUGAUUAUAUACAACUAUAAAACAACAAUAAUAUUUAAAUACAAACUGUUCUGUCUAUGUUAUUCAAUGAUUUUGAUUUUUACUUAAAAAUCAAAAUCAAUCUCGUACUAUUUUAAUGUAAAACAUUAUGAUUAAACUAGACUACACUAUACAGUAUACCUAAUUAUAUUAUAUUUCAAUUGGUUUUGCUUUGGUUUUUGUUGCAGGGUAUUAUUUUAGCAAAAUGCAGACUUUGACGUUGUGAGAUAUAUGAUAUUUACGUCAAAAAUCUGGUCCCACCUAAUAAGUUGUACAAAUAAUAAAUUAUAUAUUACGUCCUAUAUUAUGAAAAUAAACUGUAAAUUAUAGUUAAUAGUUUAAAACUUAAACACGAAUAAAGGAUCUUGUGUAGGGAAGUAUACCUACUGUAGUAUGACGAGUAUAUUAGUUAUAAAAUUAAAAUAGCUAUUUAAAUUCUGUUCAUUUUCACAAUAGUUAAGUUGUUUUUUUUUAUAUAAUUGUGUAUUGUGAUCGUCUAUUGUGUAUUGUGUAUUAUCAUUAAUGUAUUGUAUAAAUCAUGAUAGGUUACAUUUUAUUUUAUUUUUAUUUUUUACGCGUAAAUUUAAAUACCUAAAAUGUUAAGUUCUAAAUCUUCGGUCGUAAUACUAUAUACGUAAAGUACCUAAUAAAAUUAAUAUUAUGUACCUAUACCAAUGUUUUAAUUUAUAUUAAAACAUAUAUACUUACCUAUAAGUAUAUAUAGGUGAAAUAUUAUGAUAUAUUAUAAUAUGAACAAACUGUAAAAAUUAAAUAUAAACAAUUCCAAAUUUGUUAUUACUACUUUUAAUCCACUAAAUUUCCAGCUAUAAUCGCAGUUGUUUUUGUAUUUGCAAUUAUAAUUUUUGUUAAAGACACAAAAUUUUUUAUCAAUUCUCGAAUCGGAAAAGUAAAAGAACAGUGACUAUAUGACUUAAAAAAUAAAAGCUAAUUGAGCUGAUGAAUAGGUAGCUCAGGUAGAAUACAUAAAGAUAGUUAAGAUAAAGAUAAAGAUAUAAGAAUACAUAAAGAUUUAGUUUAUGUGUGCAAUGACAAAUUAUUGUUGAUGAAAUACAAUAAUACUCAUCGAAGUUCAGAUAACCACAAUUUAGAAUGCUAUCAUUUUUACGAUUUUUGUCAAAAUUUGAACUUACGCUUAUAAAAAAAAAACUAUUUAACUUUUGUUUUACCUCUAAAUUUUGGGUAGCCAACCUAUAGCACGCGUGCCUUUUGUGGCACAUUUGACGUUAAUUAAUGACAUGCUAGUGUCAGAUAAAAUAACAUAAUUUUUAAAUAUUUUUAAAAUUAUGAUUUCCAAUUUUAAAUAAAUAAUAAUAGUCGUUAAUAUUAUAUCAUAUAACAUUUGUGUCAAAAUAACAUUAAUGAUAAAUGAUUUAUUACUAUUGCAGUGGAACUUUCUGAUUAUUAUUCCGAAAUGAGAAUCGUUAUUUUCAUUAAAUUCGUGAUUUUUAAUAAUUUUUUAAAUUCCACAGAAAAAAAGUGUUCAAUCAAUUAGUCAUAAUAAUAAUAAUUAAUUAGCGAAUAUAAUAUUUUCUUGGAGCGAACUUUGGGUUAGAGGAAUUAGGAUAGUUCAAAAUAGGCUCUUUCUGCAUUUGAAAUAUCCUCACACUUACAUGGCCAAUUAUUAUAAUUUGUAUACUAUAUCUAUUUAUGUCUAUCUUUAUAAAAGGAGUUAGUUUUACAUUUUAUACCGUCGCUGAGUUAAUAUGUUUAAUAGAUAAAUUUAACAACUUUUUCUCAAAAAAAAAAAUUAAUAAUAGUUUUGGUUUAGAUUGUUAAAAUGUAAUAUAAUCAUUUUAUAACAAUAAAUUAUUUACCAAUUGUACAUUGUUUAAUUAUUAUUAAUUUGAGUACUAUUAAAAUCAACGGUUUCGUAGUCUAGGAUGUGGAAGAUGGGUCUAACGUACAACGGCUUUCCGUUCUAAGAGACUGGGAUCGACUCCCCUACACCCAGCAUCGUUUGUGCACUUUUUUUUCAGAUAAAAUUUUCUAGAAUCUAGAUAACAUCGGUUUUCACACGGAUUAGUAGAAUUUAAAAUGGCUGUUACUUAGAAACUAUUCAUCGGAUAUAAAUGUGUGAUACAUUAAAAUUUUUCGAAAAUAAUAAAAUAGUUAUUUUUUUAAAUUUUUUUAAUAGAAAAAAAACAGAAUUUGAUUAUCUUUAUUAUCUUCGGAGAUAUUCAAAGGGUAUAUCUUCGUGGAACAGCCUAUAUGUACUAAACAUUUAACGUAUUCAUAUAACUUAAUAAAGUAUUAGUCAUUAACGUUAAAAUUAAUUUAUAAUUAUAAAUAGUGAUAAUAUGUUAUAACUAAUGAUGAAUUUUUAAUUCGAUACCGGUCGUAUAAUAUCUUACUUAUCAUAAUGCUCCAGUCGACGCAUUCAUUCAUUUAUUUAUUUUAUUUGUAUGGAUAUAUUUUUUAUUUAUAUAUUUAUUUACUAUAUAUAAUAUAAGUAAUAAUUCGAUAACUAUAUUAUAGCAUUUAUGAAAUACCUAAAUCGAAUUAAUAUUGUUUUACAUCGUAUAAUUAUUAUUUUUUUGUUUUACAGUAAAUUGAGAUUAGAUUAGAAAAAAAAUAAAAUAUACUUAUACCUAUACAUUAUGUUAAUUCUACUAUUACUAAAAAAAAAAAAAAAAACGUGUAACUUUACAUAUAUAUAUUUAUUUUCAAACUAACUAUAAUCAAUAAGAAAUAUUAUUUUAUAUAGGUAUUUUACCUAACUUCACGAGACAUUAUGAUGUGCAUUUUAGGCACCUACACAAUUAAUUAAUUAAGCAUACAAAUAAUAUGUAAGGCGUAUAUAUAAUUGAAUAAAUUUAAUUUUAAUUGUUACCUGCCUAAAAGAAAUGAAUACAAUAUAAUUGUUUUAAAUUUUUUUUUCGUAUAUCCUACAAUAAAUAGUUUAUUUAUUUAGAAAUAAAAGAUAGUUAAACAUCAUAGGUUUUUUUAUAGUUAAUCUUAAUUAAACUAUGUACUUCUAGAAAGUACCUAUAAUAUACUUAUAAUAUUUAAUAUUUUUUCGAUUUCAUUUUUGAAUAAAUUAUAUAUGAUUAAACGAAACAAAUUAAAGAUUAAUAUUACGAAAAAAAAAAAAAUGGAAUCAGGUACCUUAUAGGAAACAAGGGAAUUAUUCUUAAUAGUAGUUUGGUAAUUUAAUGAAUAUGUAAAUGUUCAUAUGUAGUUAAAUUAUCAUUUAAAAACAAUUGAUCCAUGCAUUCUUCGGGUAAAUGCAUAAAUUGUUUGACUUCUGUCUGAUCUGAUGGACGACAAUGUGGUACCAUAGAACUGUUCAUCAGUGAAAUUCGUAAUGAUUGCAUUUUCUAAAAUGCAAUUAAAUAUCAUAGUUA
This is a messenger RNA of Cinara cedri, 29566 nucleotides long. NCBI's taxonomy places the organism in Eukaryota, Metazoa, Arthropoda, Insecta, Hemiptera, Aphididae. The record is from the annotation of a GenBank genome assembly.